Messenger RNA from Quercus robur (English oak), 1015 nucleotides. Its product is annotated as rac-like GTP-binding protein RAC1. NCBI's taxonomy places the organism in Eukaryota, Viridiplantae, Streptophyta, Magnoliopsida, Fagales, Fagaceae. Gene Ontology annotation, biological process: actin filament organization; cortical cytoskeleton organization; small GTPase-mediated signal transduction. Gene Ontology annotation, molecular function: GTP binding; protein kinase binding; GTPase activity. The transcript is spliced from 7 exons. The record is from RefSeq and is a predicted model, not a curated record. The coding region runs from base 200 to 793 and encodes 197 amino acids. Gene Ontology annotation, cellular component: plasma membrane; cell projection; cytoplasmic vesicle.
AGCAAUCAUUUUAAAUUAGAAUUGUUUCAACUAAAGUGGGUGAUUGCUAAGCUUCUAGGUAGUUAAGUCCCUCCUUUUCCCAUUCCAUUUCUUUUCAUACUUCAAAUUUUUCUUCAAUUCUCUUCUUAUCUUUUCAAGUGAUUAUAAGUGGAGACUUUUUGCUUGGUUUGGAAAUAAAAAAGAAUAAGGGCCUUAGAAAAUGAGCACAUCCAGAUUUAUCAAGUGUGUGACUGUGGGAGAUGGUGCUGUAGGAAAGACUUGCAUGCUCAUUUCGUAUACUAGCAACACCUUUCCAACGGAUUAUGUUCCAACAGUGUUCGACAAUUUCAGUGCCAAUGUGGUAGUGGAUGGUAGUAUAGUGAACCUUGGUCUAUGGGAUACUGCAGGGCAGGAAGAUUACAAUAGGCUAAGGCCUCUAAGUUAUAGAGGAGCUGAUGUGUUUUUGUUGGCCUUCUCUCUCAUCAGCAAGGCCAGUUAUGAGAACAUCUCCAAAAAGUGGAUCCCUGAGCUAAAACAUUAUGCUCCCAACGUGCCGAUUGUGCUUGUGGGAACCAAACUUGAUUUGCGAGAAGACAAACACUUUCUGGCUGAUCAUCCUGGAGCAGCACCAAUAACCACUGCUCAGGGUGAGGAAUUGAGGAAAAUGAUUGGUGCAGUCCUUUACAUAGAGUGCAGUUCUAAAACACAGCAGAAUGUGAAGACUGUUUUUGAUGCGGCAAUAAAGGUUGCUUUGAGGCCACCAAAACCAAAGAGGAAGAAGCCACGCCAGCAAAAACCGUGUGCUUUCCUCUAAUACCCAAUCAGCCUUAAUUUCAAAUCUUCUUUGCGAAAACUGUCGCUCGAUCAUGAGUUCAUUUUUGUUACUCUAUAAUUGUAAUAUUUUUUUUUCAUAUAUAUAUAUAAGCUCCUUUUGGAACUAUGGAAAAUCUGUAGGGGAGGACAUUGGGGCAUCUCUAAAUGGUUAUGUACAUGAGAGUCUUACACUUUUACAGUAUGACGCAGUAUUAAAUUGAUU